GGGUGUUAUACGCCAUGAUUGAAAAAUAUUUUGAGAGUUGCAGAAUCCACUAAUGUUCUCACCGUUCAUUGUCUUUUAACGUCAGUGUGGAUGAUUAAGACACGAUUUCCAAAUUCUUCAGAUAUCCAAAUUUACUUUGCAGAUCAGAACUAAGCCAUUUUAGAUGUAAGACAACGGUGUUGUCAUGGCAACUGCAGUGAUGCCUAGCCGUCAUUCUAAUGCCAAACUUUUCCACGAGCUUAAACAACUGUUUCCAGAAUUACCUGAUGAUGUUGUAAAAACGCAUAUGCAGCAGAAUUCGUACAACCACGACAAAUGUGUUGAAGAUUUGAAACGGCAGAGUGAUCGUUAUCUUUAUGGGACACAAUCUUUGAUGAACAGUACAUCAAGUACACCAAAUACAAGUAGUAAUAUAACUGCAAUGGAUGUAACUAGUCGGCCACGUACUAAUAGCAGUCCUAGUAACCCAAGUACCCAGAGAGCAAGAUCUGUAAGCCAGGACAGGGGCAUAAAUGAACGCUAUACAGUGACACCCCCACCCCCCAGUCAGGGACAUCCUCCCAAUCAUCCCUCGGGACAGCCCCAUGGACAUUCUAUUUUGAUGCAUAGUAACACAGUGCCCCAAUUCCAAGGCCUCCAGCCUUUGCAUGUUGAAACGGGGCCACCCACAGCACCAGUUAUACCAGCUAACCAAAAGCCAUUUCUUUAUGGGAUAUCUGGGGCAGGAGUAUCUCAUCAGAAUAGUUAUCCACCUAAUAACAAUACAGUGACUGGGUCCCCUCAACAGUUUGCAUAUAAAACCUCCACUAAUUAUGUGCCUGCGCACAAUCAAGUGCAACAAACUUAUCAUUUACAGUCGCUUCCUCACCCCCAGUUCACAUCACCAUUGCAACCGGGUGCAUCAACUCUACAACAUGGGAGUGUACUUGGUCAACAUUUCACUCCUCAAUCCCAACGGCAGCAUCAGAAUCUUCAAUUCUCCCAGGAACCACAUAGUAUGCCCCCUAUGGGCCAUUAUGGACACGGAGAGCCUAAUUACAGUGCUUCAAACCCAAAUCACUUCAAUGAACAUUUUUCACAGGGAACCAACUUACAAGGUGCCCCACAGCAUGUCUCAACAUCGCAAUAUUAUAAUAGCCCAAAUCCUGAACAAUAUCCACAAAACUCAGCAUAUAGUCGGUCCGCACGCUACACAUCUGAUAAGUCUCCUGGAUUCCAAGGCACCAGUCCUCACCAAUAUAAAUCUGAGACUACAACAGUGACUGUCUUUGUUCCCCCACCUCAGGGUGAGUCUGUCACACCACCUAGUGGGGCAAUGAAUUCGCAGCACAUAGGCAGGAUUAAAUAUAAUACAAAGACUGGUCAAGUUAACAUUGAAAACCGUGAUGCCAACACCAUGUCCCCCAGGGCUAGAUUUUACCUUCCCUCGGGGUCUAGCCAGGGGGGUAGUAAGAGUUCACACUCCAGUCCUUCUACCCCUACACAUCCAUUCCUUGGGAUAACUUCUCAAGAUGCAAUUUUACAUGGUGGCUCAAGGGAGAAUCUGUUAAUGCAGAACAUGUAUGAAGCAGAUCAUAUGCAACAAAGACCUAUUGCACCAGCUGCAAGCUGGGAAAGUUUAGAUUUUGAUGCUUUAGAGAAUCCUCAUCAACGUAUUAGAUCAGAUAGUGUUUGUAGUGAAGACCAGGCUUACACACAAGCCCUUAUUUUACACCAAAAAGCCAGGUAUUCUAAAUUACAAGAAGAUUUACAAAAAGAGAAAGAAGAAUUGAAUACAAUAAAAAUAGAUUUAGAUGCAAUAGAGGAAUAUAUGGAGGGAAGGAGACAAAGAAGCAAUCACUUUCCUAAGGCAAAAGAUCUACAUGAUAUCCGAGACAAAAAUAGAAAACUGCAGAUUGAAAUACAGCUUAUGACUAGAGAAGUGGAUUUACAUGGGACUGCUCCACUUGGCAUAGUAGACUCAAAGGAACAAGAGGACUUCUAUAAAAAUAUGCCCCAACCUGUGACUGGCCAACAGCUUCGCCCUCCGAGACCCGGCUCUUUAGAACUGGUCACAAACACAAGGCAACCACCUCUUAGACCUCCACCUUUUAGUCUACAGAGGGCCCCCUUUCAUAAUCCACCCCCUCCGUAUGACCCAUACCCCCCUCAAGCUUCCGCAAAUAACCCUGAACACCAAAGCCAGCAGGCUACUAUGCGAAGUCGCAAUGAUGAGGACAUAGAUGAAGGGCCCAGGUGGAAUUGCGCUUCCUGUACUCUAGAGAAUCACCCAGCCCUCGAUAAAUGUGAAGUCUGUGAAAUGCCAAGAAAAGGUACUCCAAGGUAGCAGAAGGGUGUGAAAUAUACAUUGAAAUGUUUGCAGUAACAGUUAAUUUACUGAAUCAAAAUACAGUGAAGGAAUUGAUUCACAGUAUAUCAUAGAGUGCAAUCAGCUUAGAUAUAUUAGAAAGAGGACUUUAAACUUACUAAAAUGUGUCAUAAACAAUUUUGGCAUAACUUGCCAAGAUUUCAUUGUUGAGGUAUAAUCCAAACAAUUAUUUGCAAGUAAAUAGAUGGUGCUGCUGUGUUCUGAAUGAUAGUGGGUGAUUCCACCGGUGGAACAGAACAUCUUGAUGGUCAUAAUAUUUCCAUGCUUUAUACUAUUACGUACAUAUUCAACUUAUGUUGACUUCAAUGUUUGCCGAUGGACUAAUAAUGGAUAAAAAAUCAAUUUAUAUAAGUCAUUUACUCUAAAUUAUAUCUUGAAAUUUUGCAACAUAUUAUAUGGAUAAUUAGGCCUUUCAUUCAGUAUUAUUAUCAUGCCUUGAAAAUAUGUUGCUCCCUGUGAAAAGGCCUGACCAUCAUGACAUCAAAUUAGAUGUGCCAGUUAGGCGUGUAGAAUUAGGACAAGAACAGCAUUUCAUGGACAUAGAAAGAUAUUUUGAAGGG
Messenger RNA from Owenia fusiformis, 2928 nucleotides. The record is from the annotation of a GenBank genome assembly. Lineage: Eukaryota; Metazoa; Annelida; Polychaeta; Sabellida; Oweniidae.